Messenger RNA from Vanderwaltozyma polyspora DSM 70294, 1443 nucleotides. RefSeq lists its product as uncharacterized. The transcript has a single exon. The coding region runs from base 1 to 1443 and encodes 480 amino acids. NCBI's taxonomy places the organism in Eukaryota, Fungi, Ascomycota, Saccharomycetes, Saccharomycetales, Saccharomycetaceae. The record is from RefSeq and is a predicted model, not a curated record.
AUGGAUGAAUCCUCUCGUUCCAGGGUCUUGGACCAAUUAGAUACUAACUCGAUUUCUUUUUUAUCUGCAUCACCGUCUACUACUGGUAGUCAGGUUAAUUUAAAUGAUAGUUUAUUGAAGUUUUCAUGUAUGAAAACCGUAAAUUCACCAAUAUCAAAAAACGAUGAGAAUACUCCUGUUAAAUGGCAAUUUGAACGUAAAGAAUUUCAAUUCCAAAGUAACAGUACUCCUUCGAAAAGAAAAGCUGAAACUGUUCAACAGAAAUUUCCUCAAGGAAGGAAAAGACGUUCAUUAAUCAUGGGCGCCAGGCCAAAAGUUUCAUCUAGACUAAACAACUCAACUUCUAAGCUGGACUUAAUUGAUGAGAGUAAGCUCACUAGUCUACCUAUACCACAUCCUGCGAGUGACAGCAUUUUAUUUGAACUAGGAUCUAUUAGGACAGAAAAUAAGCGUACAAGAGAAACCGAUGAAGAUAAGAUUGAUGGAAACCUAACUAAUGGCAUGAUCCAUGAUAUUAACAUGGAUUUCGAUAAAAGUAUAAUUACGCAUAAUUCUAUGAAGGAACAAAGACAUCCGAUUGUACUUGUUGAAGAUUAUAUUCCUCAAGAUGACAGUGCAAUUUACCAUUCUAAUAAAAGAAAGAUUUCAUUAUCUGAUCUCAAGACCAAGAUUAAUAAAAGGAAUGAUGGUCAUGUUCCUUUAAAAUUACGUAAAUUGAAGAACAGUGGAAUUUCACAUUUAGCAAAACCAAAACUAUCGCUUGCAACCCAUACGAUAGAAACUUCAUUUGAAUAUUCAACAGUUGACUUUGAAGAAGCUGAUAGUAGGUUACAUAUUGGGAAUCAAGCUAAUAAAGAAUCCAAUAGCCCAUAUUUAAACUGCAUUCUAGGCGAUAUUAUUAAACCACAUACCCCAUCUGAUAAAGAUAGAUAUUUAUCUGGAAUAAGUGAAGAAAAUUUAUUGAUAAGAUGUGUCGUUUGUGAAGAACCUUUAUAUGAAAUCAGUUCAUUGUUGCCGGAUAACAACAAGUUCAAAGAAAUCGUAUGUGGAGCUUGUGCUUCCAAAUAUGAAGCUGCAAUCAAAGCAUUUGAAGAAUAUGAAUUUGAGACGUCAUUUGAAAGUUCCAAUUUUAGCAUGGCAAGCGACAUGAAUAGCUUUAUCAGUUAUGAAAAUGAAGGUAGAUUAAUUAACAACAGGAAUAUAAAUUCCACUAGAUUAGAAAUCCUACAUGAUGACAAAUUCUCAGAUGAAUUAAUUAAAAGUCUUCAAGUCAUAUUAGAGACUAGCGAUAAUAAAGUCAUCAGUAAAGAAAAGAAUGUACUAGAUUCAUCAACCAUGAUGUGGUUCAUCGAAGCUAGAAAGAAGAUUAGAUGGAGAUGGAGAGUAAGUGGGCUUCUUCCACAAUUUCUUUCAAAGAACAAUCAAUUACCACCAGAAGAAUAA